CGUCCCCAGGGAGCCGACCAGCAACCGGCAUGGCGUCACGCAUCGGGCUGCGCAUGCAGCUCAUGCGGGAGCAGGCGCAGCAGGAGGAGCAGCGGGAGCGCAUGCAGCAGCAGGCCGUCAUGCACUACAUGCAGCAGCAGCAGCUGGCGGGGCCGCCCACCCCGGCCAUCAACACCCCUGCGCACUUCCAGUCACCGCCUCCCGUGCCUGGGGAGGUGCUGAAGGUGCAGUCCUACCUGGAGAAUCCCACGUCCUAUCACCUGCAGCAGUCGCAGCACCAGAAAGUGCGGGAGUACCUGUCCGAGACCUACGGGAACAAGUUUGCUGCCCACAUCAGCCCUGCUCAGGGCUCCCCGAAGCCCCCGCCAGCCGCCUCCCCGGGCGUGCGGGCAGGACACGUGUUGUCCUCCUCAGCCGGCAACAGUGCUCCCAACAGCCCCAUGGCCAUGCUGCACAUCGGCUCCAACCCCGAGAGGGAGUUUGAUGACGUCAUUGACAACAUCAUGCGUUUGGAUGAUGUCCUGGGCUACAUCAACCCUGAAUUGCAGAUGCCCAACACGCUGCCCCUGUCCAGCAGCCACCUGAACGUGUACAGGAGCGACCCCCAGGUCACAGCCUCCCUGGUGGGCGUCACCAGCAGCUCCUGCCCCGCGGACCUGACCCAGAAGCGAGAGCUCACAGAUGCUGAGAGCCGGGCCCUGGCCAAGGAGCGGCAGAAGAAAGACAAUCACAACCUAAUUGAAAGGAGGCGGAGGUUCAACAUCAAUGACCGCAUCAAGGAGUUGGGAAUGCUGAUCCCCAAAGCCAACGACCUGGACGUGCGCUGGAACAAGGGCACCAUUCUCAAGGCCUCUGUGGAUUACAUCCGGAGGAUGCAGAAGGACCUGCAGAAGUCCAGGGAGCUUGAGAACCACUCUCGCCGCCUGGAGAUGACCAACAAGCAGCUCUGGCUCCGUAUCCAGGAAUUGGAGAUGCAGGCACGAGUGCACGGCCUCCCUACCACGUCCCCGUCGGGCAUGAACAUGACUGAGCUGGCCCAGCAGGUGGUGAAGCAGGAGCUGCCCAGCGAAGAGGGCCCAGGGGAGGCCCUGAUGCUGGGGGCUGAGGUCCCCGACCCUGAGCCGCUGCCGGCUCUGCCUCCCCAGGCCCCGCUGCCCCUGGCCACCCAGCCGCCCUCCCCAUUCCAUCACCUGGACUUUAGCCACAGCCUGAGCUUUGGGGGCGGGGAUGACGAGGGUCCCCCAGGCUACCCUGACCCUCUGGGGCCGGAGCAUGGCUCCCCCUUCCCCAACCUGUCCAAGAAGGAUCUGGACCUCAUGCUCCUGGACAACUCACUGCUGCCGCUGGCCUCCGAUCCCCUCUUGUCCACCAUGUCCCCCGAGGCCUCCAAGGCCAGCAGCCGCCGGAGCAGCUUCAGCAUGGAGGAGGGGGACGUGCUGUGACCCUGGCUGCCCCUGUGCCAGGGAACAGGGGCCGGCCUGGGGGCUGGGAGGGCACCUCCCUCCCACCCUCCAGGCUGCAUUUGUGUGUGAUGUAGCCACCUGUCCUGCCUCACCCCUCCCUGUUGGCCCCCUGUCUGGACUUAGUGCCUGCCUGGCAGCCUGUGGGGUCAAGAGUACCCAGGCCUGGCUCAUUGCCUCCCCACGGGCCGUCCUCUUGACGGGGCUGGGUGGGAAUAGGCCUCCGGCCUGGCUCUCAGAGGCAAAAUCAUGAGGGGAAGGGAGGGACAGGGUGCACUAGAGGUAAGAAGACGCCUGUGGGGGAGGUCCUGUCUUCUGGGCCUGACCCCCCUGGCCACCAAGGAAGGACAUGCUGGGUGGGGUUCAGGAAACUCCUUCUCUGAGGCGACUGGUCCAGGGGGUGCCCAAGCCUGCCUUUCUGAUGGCAACAAGCCCACCCCAGCCUGGUCCUCGCCCCCUCGCAGGUGGGGCACCCACCCCCUUUGGUGCUAACAGCUCUCCACCAGGUGGUGUGAGGGCGGGGACUGCCGGAAGACAGGGAGGGCUGGGUUCAGGUUAAGUGUGGGGUCACUGCCAGAAGAGCAGCUCCCCUCCAGAAUCCCCACUUUGUGCCUUUAGUAAACACUGUGCUUUGUA
This is a messenger RNA of Carlito syrichta (Philippine tarsier), 2096 nucleotides long. RefSeq names its product transcription factor EB (gene TFEB). Gene Ontology annotation, cellular component: nucleus. The record is from RefSeq and is a predicted model, not a curated record. The transcript has 8 exons. Lineage: Eukaryota; Metazoa; Chordata; Mammalia; Primates; Tarsiidae. Gene Ontology annotation, molecular function: protein dimerization activity; RNA polymerase II cis-regulatory region sequence-specific DNA binding; DNA-binding transcription factor activity, RNA polymerase II-specific. Bases 30 to 1442 code for a protein of 470 amino acids. Gene Ontology annotation, biological process: humoral immune response; regulation of transcription by RNA polymerase II; positive regulation of DNA-templated transcription.